Myotis lucifugus (little brown bat) is the source of this 2304-nucleotide messenger RNA. It is a transcript of the gene ST8SIA3, whose product is annotated as ST8 alpha-N-acetyl-neuraminide alpha-2,8-sialyltransferase 3. The coding region runs from base 847 to 1989 and encodes 380 amino acids. Gene Ontology annotation, molecular function: alpha-N-acetylneuraminate alpha-2,8-sialyltransferase activity. The transcript is spliced from 4 exons. NCBI's taxonomy places the organism in Eukaryota, Metazoa, Chordata, Mammalia, Chiroptera, Vespertilionidae. The record is from RefSeq and is a predicted model, not a curated record. Gene Ontology annotation, biological process: oligosaccharide metabolic process; N-glycan processing.
GUUUUACUCACAAGGCAGGUUGGGCCAGCUGGUUAGGAUUUCCUUGCUGGGGAGCUGGGGAGAGUGCUACCCGGUGGGGUCUAGGGCAGUGCCUCCGUGGUGAAGAGAGAAGUUUUUAAAUGUCUGCCUUCCUAAAACUACUCUCCCUGCAUCUCAGAAGCACCCAGCUGGUGUGUAUCCUCCAGAAUAGCAAUCCAGUUAUUUGUCUCCCUAUUCUCUGAUAUAUUUAUAAAGUAAUGAAUGGUCCAUUAACUAAGUUAGGGCCUCUGUCUUUCUACAGCCACCUCUUCACAUGCACCCCUCAGCAAGAGGUUGUUGACGUGGGCUGCAGCCUUCCAGCCUCAAUUCCCUCCCUUCACCACCUCCCCUACUCUUCUCCCUCUCCCGCCCCUCCCCGGGUUAUUUGGGAGAUUAGAGUUCAUUAAUUAAAUCCUGUGCUUAGAUCGAACUGUAACAUUAUUCCAAUCACAUUUAUCUUGCAGGCGGCGGACGAGAUGGCAGCCUCGCUGGAAACGCGCGGGGGAGCUUGAGAUCGCAGCCCCAGACGCACAGCGCUGCGCACUCCCUAUCCUCCCGAUCGGCGCCGAAGCGCAGACCCUCCAUCUUCCUGCUCAGCUUCCCCGCUCGCUCACCCCAGCCUUGAGGGUCCCAUUUCUCUCUGGGGCCCUGGCCCACCCCCACACCUCCUCCUGCCUCUGUGGCUCCCCGACCCGGUCCCCUCCCCCCAGCCCCGCCACACACGCUGACACGCGCGAGAACACACACGCCUGACACGCCAGCGAGCUGCUGGCUGCUCAAUGGACCGAUUUCCCCGCUGUUCCUGAUCCUAGCCCAGCCCAGCCCGGGAUGAGAAAUUGCAAAAUGGCCCGGGUCGCCAGUGUGCUGGGGCUGGUCAUGCUCAGUGUUGCCCUGCUGAUUUUAUCGCUCAUCAGCUACGUAUCCCUGAAAAAGGAGAACAUCUUCACCACUUCCAAGUACGCCAGCCCGGGGGCGCCCCGAAUGUACAUGCUCCACGCGGGAUUCCGGUCACAAUUUGCGCUGAAGUUUCUAAAUCCGUCAUUUGUGCCCAUUACGAAUUCUCUGGCCCACGAUCUUCAAGACAAACCUUCUAAGUGGACAUUUAAUCGGACAGCGUUUUUACAUCAAAGGCAAGAAAUUCUUCAGCAUGUCGAUGUAAUAAAAAAUUUUUCUUUGACCAAGAAUAGUGUUCGGAUCGGACAACUGAUGCACUAUGAUUAUUCCAACCAUAAAUAUGUUUUCUCUAUUAGCAAUAACUUCCGAUCACUGCUUCCAGAUGUGUCACCCAUUGUGAAUAAGCAUUAUAAUGUCUGUGCUGUGGUUGGAAAUAGUGGGAUCCUGACAGGGAGCCGGUGUGGACAAGAAAUAGAUAAGUCAGAUUUUGUUUUCCGUUGCAAUUUCGCCCCUACGGAGGCUUUCCAAAGAGAUGUUGGAAGGAAAACCAACCUUACCACCUUCAACCCCAGCAUCCUGGAAAAAUAUUACAACAAUCUUUUGACCAUUCAGGACCGUAACAACUUUUUCCUCAGUUUAAAAAAGCUCGAUGGGGCCAUUCUUUGGAUCCCUGCAUUUUUCUUCCACACUUCAGCAACUGUUACCAGGACAUUAGUUGACUUUUUUGUUGAACACAGAGGUCAGUUAAAAGUCCAAUUGGCUUGGCCUGGGAAUAUAAUGCAACAUGUCAACAGGUACUGGAAAAACAAACAUUUGUCGCCCAAACGGCUGAGCACAGGUAUUCUUAUGUACACCCUUGCAUCAGCAAUAUGUGAAGAGAUCCACUUGUAUGGAUUUUGGCCUUUUGGAUUUGACCCCAACACAAGGGAAGAUCUUCCAUACCAUUACUAUGACAAAAAAGGAACCAAAUUUACCACCAAGUGGCAGGAGUCCCACCAGCUGCCUGCUGAGUUUCAACUGCUGUACCGAAUGCAUGGGGAAGGGCUCACCAAGCUGACUCUGUCACACUGUGCCUAAGAACUCCAAACAGAAAGUGCCAAAUGGUGGUUUAAAAAGUGCCCCAAAUCAAAUUGAGUAGUCAUCAGAAUAGAACCCUAGAGAAUUUCUUCUAAGGACUGUCUGCCAUUUAAAACGAAAGAUGUCUCCUCUCCCUCUGUUGCACUGCUCUCUUAAGGGUCUUAGCAGGACAGAUGCAUUGAAGCCACAUGAUUAAAACUUGAAUGAUAAAUGGAAUGUUGCAUUUGGAACCAUGCUGCUAACAAAUGGUUUGACGUAUUUUCCUGUUUGUAUUUUAAUAAUAAACUGCCUCCCAUUUUUAUGAGGACUGGAGCU